Molecule: messenger RNA, 3681 nt
Organism: Mugil cephalus (flathead mullet)
Lineage: Eukaryota; Metazoa; Chordata; Actinopteri; Mugiliformes; Mugilidae
Gene: raf1a
Product: Raf-1 proto-oncogene, serine/threonine kinase a
Exons: 18
Coding region: 519-2543 (674 amino acids)
Biological process (GO): signal transduction; protein phosphorylation
Cellular component (GO): cytosol; plasma membrane; mitochondrion
Molecular function (GO): protein kinase activity; ATP binding
Source: RefSeq, a predicted model, not a curated record
CUUGCAACUCUUGUUAUGACUGCAAGGUCCUGUUUCAAUCACUGGCGUCAGGCGGACGCAAAGACACCAACUCAACCCGCUUCACCUUCUCCCGAACAACGUAAAUAUUGAUUUGGAAAGCGGAGUGUUGCCGAGCGACUUAUGGGAGUUUUAAUUUGAAAGCGCUCGGCUGGACCUAAAGAAUAUCCCUCGUCGUGUCACUUUGACGGUCCGACGGUUUUUUUCCCUCUCGCCUUUACCACGACUCGGAGAUUAAACUUUUCCUCUAUUGCUUCAAGUGCUACUUCAAGAGACUCGCCUGUGACCUUCACGUCUCUCAUUAAUGCUACAUUUACCGGAUACCGGGGAUAUUUUUGAUACAGUUUCCAGGUCUUAAUCAGAUUCGACUUUUUUUUCUCCUCUUUUCUUUGAAUGCGUUGCAAAUAUGAUGAUGUCACCGACGCCACUUUUUCCUGAAGUUAUGGCGGAGCGCAACUUUUUUAACUUGUCUUGACCAUUACGAGCACUUGGCCUUACUAAUGGAGCACCUUCAGGGAGCGUGGAAGACCCUGAGCAAUGGCUUUGGGAUGAGGGACCCUGCGUUCGAUGGCCACUGCCUUUCCCCAACCAUGGUCCAGGACUUUCACAUUCAGCGUCGCUCCUCCGAUGACAGCAAGAUGCCCGACUCAAAGACUAGCAGCACUAUCCGCGUCUACCUCCCAAACCAGCAGCGCACUGUGGUAAAUGUGCGACCAGGCAUGAGUCUUUUCAAUUGCCUGAUUAAAGCAUUGAAGGUUCGAGGCCUGCAGCCUCAAUGCUGCGCCGUCUUCAGGCUGCAACCAGGACAGAGGAGUAAAAAGUUUCGGAUGGAUUGGAACACCGACUCGGCUUCGCUGAUCGGAGAAGAGCUGCUGGUGGAGGUUUUAGAUCACGUACCUUUGACGACGCAUAAUUUUGUUCGGAAAACAUACCUGAAACUAGCGUUCUGUGACAUUUGCCAGAAGUUUCUUUUGAACGGCUUCCGUUGCCAAACAUGCGGCUACAAAUUCCACGAGCAUUGUAGCACCAAAGUGCCCACUAUGUGUGUGGACUGGAGCAACAUCAGACAACUCUUGUUGUGUCCAACGCCAGGUGAGGGCGGUGCCCCCUCCCUGCCCCCGCUGACGUCCCGUCGCAUGAGGGAAUCUUUAACGCGGUUUCCGAGCUCGGCCCACCGAUAUUCCACCCCUCACGCCUUCAACUACACCACACCCACAGGCGGCGGUCUCUCCCAGAGGCAGCGCUCCACUUCUACACCCAAUGUCCACAUGGUUAGCACUACCCUGCCUGUAGACAGCAGCAUGAUCGAGCUAGACUGCCUGAAUACCUCCCCCAGCUCCUGGUGCCAUAGAUUCUGGCUGAAGAGGAAAGUAGGUAUUGUGCACUUCUCCCAGUCUUUUGUUGAGGCCUCACCUGAGAGUCCAGAAAAGGAUGCAAUGCGUGAUCAUGAUUCGGCGGGGAGCUCCCCCAACCAGAGCCCCACAGGCUGGUCCCACUCCCAGUCCAAAGCCCCUGCACCCGCCCAGAGAGAGAGGGUACCAUCCUUUAAAACUCAGGAGAAAAAUACAAUUAGGCCUCGGGACAAGCGUGACUCCAGUUACUACUGGGAGAUCGAGGCCAGCGAGGUUUAUCUGCAAUCCCGCAUCGGCUCAGGCUCCUUUGGAACUGUAUACAAAGGAAAAUGGCAUGGUGAUGUGGCAGUGAAGAUUUUAAAAGUGACUGACCCCACACCAGAGCAGUUCCAGGCAUUCAGGAAUGAAGUGGCCGUCUUGAGGAAAACGCGACAUGUCAACAUCCUGUUGUUCAUGGGCUACAUGACGAAGGACAACCUGGCCAUUGUGACCCAGUGGUGUGAAGGCAGCAGCCUCUACAAACACAUUCAUGUCCUGGAGACGAACUUCAAGAUGAUCCAGCUCAUAGAUAUCGCCAGGCAGACCGCUCAGGGCAUGGACUAUCUGCACGCAAAGAACAUCAUUCAUCGCGACAUGAAGUCCAACAACAUCUUCUUGCAUGAAGGGCUAACGGUGAAAAUCGGAGACUUUGGCCUCGCUACAGUGAAGGCCAGGUGGAGCGGCUCACAUCAGGUGGAGCAGCCUUCUGGUUCCAUUCUUUGGAUGGCUCCUGAAGUUAUCCGGAUGCAGGAUAACAACCCCUACAGCUUCCAGUCUGAUGUCUAUUCCUAUGGAAUAGUUCUCUUUGAGCUCAUGACGGGAGAGCUCCCAUAUUCCCAGAUAGCAAACAGAGAUCAGAUUAUCUUCAUGGUGGGGAGAGGCUAUUUGUCCCCAGACCUCAGUAAACUCUACAAGAACUGCCCCAAAGCCAUGAAAAGGUUGGUGGCAGACUGCAUCAAGAAGUCCAAGGACGAGAGGCCGCUCUUUCCACAGAUCUUGUCCUCCAUUGAGCUUCUGCAGCAUGCCCUCCCGAAGAUAAACCGCAGUGCCUCAGAACCGUCCCUGCACAGAGCCUCACACACUGAGGAUAUCAAUGCCUGUACUCUGACCUCCACCAGACUGCCUGUUUUUUAGCAGAUCAGACCGCAGCACUGCCCCUCCUCCUCCUCCUCCUCCUCCUCCUCCUCACCCCCCUCCCCCUCCUCCUCCUCCUCCUCUCAUUACACUUGCCUUCCUCCUCCAAAUAUACAAAUCAGUCCAAACAUUCAGUAUGCCCAAAAUUCUCUUCCUAAAGAUGCUAAUAUAGACCAACAGAUGUACAUGCAAUCAUACAUAAACCCAUGCUGAUCAAUAAAAUCUGCCAGGAAAUGAGGAGAGAGGGAAGUGCAGAGAGAACUGCAUCUGAGAUUAACUGUGGAAGGAAGUGAGUGGAGAUGGAUUCCAGAUGGAUGUGCACAUGAAGACGCUGGCAAAGGAUACGUCAAGGUGAUGCCUUGCUUUUCACCACGUGUAUGAAGAAGUAUGCAGAGGCUUCGUGUUGGCAUUGUAUUUGGUAUAAGUUGUAAAUAUAUGCACGCACACCUACCUAAGACGACAAUGAACAGACAUUGAAGGAAGCUUCAGAGAAAGAUGAACGUUUCUCUUGAUUUGGCUUCAGUGUCGUGAAGCUCGCCCUUCCGUCAGACCGUCCUGGACACUGAUGAAGAGGAGUCUUUAAGCUUACCUGCCUUAAGAGGAAACAAAGCCUGGACUAAGAUCCUGCACAACUUCACCUCCUGAGAUCACAAAGCCGUUGGAUGUAGUCCAUAUAGUUGCACAGUAGUAGUUGAUUUUUGCAUUGUCUUAAAUGAUAAUGGAGUAGACAUGGGAUUUUAUUUUAUUUUUUUUUUUUUUUGUCUUUUUUUUGUUGUUGACUUCUUUUAAUCGCUUUUCUUUCUUGGGUCAUUUUGGAUGAAUUAUAGCCUGUCAGUCAGCGAGCAUGAUGGAAAUGGAAAUCUGCACAUUUUAAGCUAAAGCAAUGGUUAGAAGCAGUUUCAGCGCUCUGUGUAAACCAAUCUGCAGAUACCUACGCGUUCUUGUCAGUCUCAACCAUUGGUAGUUCACAGGAGCUGGAUAUUUGCCGAUUGUCUUAAAUAUUUAAAUUGAUUUGGAGACUAAUUUGUUUUUUGUCUAUCUUGUCACUUUCAGGAGGUUAAACGUUUUAUUUUGAACUCGGUGAGAAAGUUGUUUAUUCGAUAUUUUAAUAAAAUUAAGUUAAAUUCCUUUGCCAAAA